Alternaria burnsii is the source of this 588-nucleotide messenger RNA. RefSeq lists its product as uncharacterized. Bases 1 to 588 code for a protein of 195 amino acids. NCBI's taxonomy places the organism in Eukaryota, Fungi, Ascomycota, Dothideomycetes, Pleosporales, Pleosporaceae. The transcript is spliced from 2 exons. The record is from RefSeq and is a predicted model, not a curated record.
AUGAAGAACCCAAGAGUACAGCCGCCACGACCGUCAGAUCAAAAGCUUCCACGAAACUCAACUAGCACGGCAACUACUGUCUGGGAGUAUGCCGUUCUUUUAUACCUUGCACUGAACUACAUACUCCAAGAUAAUCCGCGACAUGUUCAGUAUCGCGAGAAAGUCAGACAAAGUGAACGGUCGACAUCAAAAUAUCAAAGCGAAGCAGCGCAUCACAACGGCCUCAAAAGCGACAGACAGUCAAACGCAGGCUAUCAACUUCACAAGAGAUCGCAGACGAUACCCACCCAGUCAUAUUUCCAAUCCCAUAACAAAAGACGAGACGGUCAUCAUAAUGAGCAUGUCUACCCUUUCAAGACUGGCCCGAAAAGUCCAAAUCUGAAUAUAUCGAAAGCACAAAAGAGCGAGGCAUGGGGCCGGAUAAGAGCCGUGUCCGGAUUGCCAGGCUAUCCUGCCAGUACUCACAAAUGGCAAGAUGGAGGAGAGAAGCGAGCAAAAAAAGUACGAUGGGGAGUGAUACAGACCCGCCGGUUCGAGUCCGAGACUGCGGCAGAUGACGGAGACACAACAAAUCAGCACGAUCCCUAG